Messenger RNA from Cricetulus griseus (Chinese hamster), 4405 nucleotides. NCBI's taxonomy places the organism in Eukaryota, Metazoa, Chordata, Mammalia, Rodentia, Cricetidae. The record is from RefSeq and is a predicted model, not a curated record.
GCUAAGCCAGCUGGAAUCCGGAGGGUUUCCCUGCCCCAGCUGAGUCAUUUCCAUCCUGGGCAUGGCAGAGAAGGAACAAUAGCUGAACUCCAGGAGUGCAUUCUGUAGCGUCUGGGGCUAUGUCUGCGAACCCACAGAUGAUACAAGACCCUUUUGAAAGGGAUCUCUGGGAAAUUCAACAGUGGAGAGCUGGUGGCCAUCAUGGGUCCUUCUGGAGCUGGGAAGUCCACGCUCAUGAACAUUCUGGCAGGAUACAGAGAGACCGGCAUGAAGGGGGCAGUCCUCAUCAAUGGCAUGCCCCGGGACUUGCGCUGCUUCCGGAAGGUGUCAUGCUACAUCAUGCAAGAUGACAUGCUGCUGCCUCACCUCACCGUUCAGGAGGCCAUGAUGGUGUCUGCACAUCUGAAGCUGCAGGAGAAGGAUGAAGGCAGACGGGAGAUGGUCAAGGAGAUCCUGACAGCACUGGGCUUGCUACCCUGUGCCAAUACACGGACAGGGAGCCUCUCAGGAGGCCAGCGGAAGCGCCUGGCCAUCGCGCUGGAGCUGGUCAACAACCCUCCUGUCAUGUUCUUCGAUGAGCCCACCAGUGGCCUGGACAGCGCCUCCUGCUUCCAGGUAGUAUCCCUGAUGAAAGGGCUGGCCCAGGGCGGCCGGUCCAUCGUCUGCACCAUCCACCAGCCCAGCGCCAAGCUCUUUGAGCUCUUUGACCAGCUUUACGUCCUGAGUCAAGGACAAUGUGUAUACCGGGGAAAGGUCUCGAAUCUCGUGCCAUACUUGAGGGACUUGGGUCUGAACUGCCCUACCUACCACAACCCUGCGGACUUUGUCAUGGAAGUGGCAUCCGGCGAGUAUGGUGAUCAGAACAGCCGCCUGGUGAGAGCCGUGCGGGAGGGCAUGUGUGACUCUGACUAUAAGAGAGAUCUCGGGGGCGACACAGACGUGAACCCGUUUCUUUGGCACCGGCCUGCUGAGGAGGACUCCGCCUCCAUGGAAGGCUGUCACAGCUUCUCAGCCAGCUGCCUCACCCAAUUCUGCAUUCUCUUCAAGAGGACCUUCCUCAGCAUCAUGCGGGACUCGGUGCUGACACACCUGCGAAUCACCUCACACAUCGGGAUUGGCCUCCUCAUUGGCCUGCUGUACCUGGGGAUCGGGAACGAAGCCAAGAAGGUCCUGAGCAACUCCGGCUUCCUGUUCUUCUCCAUGCUGUUCCUCAUGUUUGCCGCCCUCAUGCCCACUGUUCUGACCUUUCCCCUGGAGAUGAGUGUCUUCCUCCGAGAGCACCUCAACUACUGGUACAGCCUGAAGGCCUACUACCUGGCCAAGACCAUGGCUGACGUCCCCUUCCAGAUCAUGUUUCCCGUGGCCUACUGCAGCAUCGUGUACUGGAUGACAUCACAGCCGUCAGACGCCGUGCGCUUCGUGCUGUUUGCCGCCCUUGGCACCAUGACCUCGCUGGUGGCCCAGUCCCUAGGCCUGCUGAUUGGAGCGGCCUCCACAUCUCUGCAGGUCGCAACAUUUGUGGGUCCUGUGACUGCCAUUCCUGUCCUGCUCUUCUCAGGAUUCUUUGUCAGUUUUGACACGAUCCCAACCUACCUACAGUGGAUGUCCUAUAUCUCCUAUGUCAGAUACGGCUUCGAGGGGGUCAUCCUCUCCAUUUACGGCUUAGACCGGGAGGAUCUGCACUGCGACAUUGCUGAGACGUGCCACUUCCAGAAGUCAGAGGCCAUCCUGCGGGAGCUGGAUGUGGAGAAUGCCAAACUGUACCUGGACUUCAUCGUCUUAGGCAUCUUCUUCGUCUCCCUGCGGCUCAUUGCCUAUUUUGUCCUGAGAUACAAAAUCCGGGCCGAGAGGUAAAACACCUGCAGGCCGGCAAGGAGGCAAAGCAGACAUUGUGACCAAGGGCACUGCUGGGAGGCAGCAGUGUACCUGCUCCUGGUGACACAGACUCUCCCGACCUAACCUGGAGGCCACGCAGGUCGAUGGUGACCAGUGCUCAGCGCCUCCGCCCACUGGGUUGGAACUGUUCGUUUCCUUUUCUAGCUUUAACUAGGAAGAAGUAGGACGGUUGGGGUUUUUUACAUGCAGGAUUUAAAACACAACUGGCACAGAAUGUCAUCCUGUGGUCUAGCUGGGGACAAGAGGCUUCCUCAGUAGAUUCCUCCUGGACUCCAGGACGCACUGGCCCUGGAUGAGCAGUGUUGGCCAUGUUGGUUCCCCAGAGAGGUGGAUAUCCUGGGGAAAGUCCACACAUGCAGGAGUCCGCUUGGUGACUAUCGUUUCUUAUGAUUUCCAUCUUUCUAAAGUUCAUCUCAUUUCUGAUGAAGUCACUUUCCGAGCCAAAGUCGAUAAAUUUCAUUCAUUUUGAGAGAUUGUAUCUUUUCAGUACUUCUUGAGGACUGAUUCAGGGUGUGAAAGGUGUGUUUUGCUUAGAAAUAGAAGAGUCCCACGUAGCCACCAAGUGGGGCUCAUAGACACAACCACAGAAGGUCAGACGUGGGCUCCAGGCGAGGAAGACCACCAUACCAGCUGCGCUGGGCCGGCAGGGACUAAGAGUGAUGCCAACAGUGCUGAGGGGGAUGCUAGCAGGCUCUUUCCAGACCUUUCUUUCUCACAUGUUUCUAUUUUAAGCAAAAUAGAUGAUGUCUUCCUAGUUUUCUGGCCACUUUCAUUUUGCCCAAAAAAUACAUAGGUCAAUUUUGUUGAUUUUUAAAGAACAUUUUCCCUUUCUUCAUGAAUCACAUUAACUACCUCCACUGAGCCUGGGAAGCCGGCCGGGGACACAUUAGGUGUGUCCCUCGAAAUGCAGGGGGUGGCAAGGGGGCACCGGUGAGGGGCAGGCCGGCUAAGUCAAAGGGGAGGUGCCAUGGAUGUCCCCUUUAUGAAAACACAGCUGCUUGCUUCUAGAGCGCCGCCAUCCUGGGAUGGAGUCUCCUGCAAAAGCCUGUAUUGUUAUGGGUGGGUCUGUUUACCCCUGUGAGCCUCAGUUUCCACGCCUGUAAGUAAUUGCACUAGAUGAUGUUCUAGCAGGUCCUGAGAUUCCUCGGUUGUGGCCUUGAAGUUUUCAUAUCUUACUUGUAGAGAAUGAUAAGGGUCCGAAUUUUACUUAAACGCAUGGAUGUGCUUUGGAAAAUAUUUAGAGAUUCUUUUUAUUUUUUUCACUCCUAGAUCUUUUAUAGAAAACACAAUUGAAAUGCAUAUUACAAUGUAAUUUUCAGUUUGCUUGUUCUAUACAAACAUGGCAUUGCCUUCUAGAUUCAGCUUUUAACCAGGGACAUGAUCCGCCUUUAUAAAAAGUCUUCAUUUGAAAAAGAAAAAAGUCUUCAUUUAAUUUCAAGAUGUUAGGUAUCGCAUAUCUCAUCCAGAGCGGAACUGUGCACUGUCGGCUGAGAGUGUUAAAAGGGAGCUGGGUGGUCAGAUCUCAGACUUGUUGAGGUCAGAGCCAAAGAACCCAUUCCUCCUGUGUCUCCACUUACCGGUUAAUGUAACGGGUCAUGCUUGGCAGGACGUGCCAGGGGCUGAGUUUCUCCACUAAGACUGCUCUGAGUCCAGUCAAAGAGGCAGAGGCAGAGGGCCAUGUUUCAUAUCUGGAAGAGUGCCUCACCCUCUGGAGGAGUUCUUUCCUGUGCAGGCCACUGUGAACAGCUUGUCACCACCCCUGAGUAAGUGAGGGUGUGAUGAGGUCCUUCCAUAGGGCAGAGUCUGAGCUCACGACACCAGAGCUGGUCGGCUGCUGACUGGCAAGAUGGCAAGGGCAGUUGUGAAAGGACAUUAACCAGAACAGACAUGGGAUCAGAAGUCACUCCGCAGGACAGCACUGCUCAGUUGUUCUGCAGACCUGAGGAAAGCUAACAGCCAUACUAGGGGAUGCUACAUCCUUGUCCCUCAUCCAGUGUCCACAGGUGCCCAGGUGUAUGGCUCUGCCUACCACCAUACAUAGCCUGGAUUCCAGAGACAAGUCUGGAUUUUCUAGAUCAUUCCCUUUUCUUCCUCUUCCUGUUUGUCUCUGUCGUGGCAGGAGGUAUCCGGUGGUGUGUGCCCUUCCUGACUUUGAUGUUAAAGUCAAACUUCCCUUGCAGUUGGGUUCCAUGUGACUCUAAGGACCCAGGCCUUCCUUUUAUCUCUAGCUGAGUUCCUUCUAUUGACAGGAAGGGUUCCAUCAGGAGGCUACACCACCUCCUCAUGUUAGCAGAGUAAAAACAAAAGUCCAAAGACUGCAUUUUCAGGGACCUCAUCCAAGAGUGAGGCCUGUGGGGCUCUACCAGGCUGAAGUUCAGACAAGGCUGGGUGCAAGGGUGGGGCUGCUAUCCUCUGUCCAGCCCCCCUCCUUUGUCCAUCCUGUCCCACCUCCUCCCCUGGCCUCUCCUGCUUCUGCCCUUUGUGAAGAGAGAGUUGAACUCUCCAGGGG